Molecule: messenger RNA, 1182 nt
Organism: Pelobates fuscus (common spadefoot toad)
Lineage: Eukaryota; Metazoa; Chordata; Amphibia; Anura; Pelobatidae
Product: histamine H3 receptor-like
Exons: 3
Coding region: 1-1182 (393 amino acids)
Biological process (GO): adenylate cyclase-inhibiting G protein-coupled acetylcholine receptor signaling pathway; G protein-coupled receptor signaling pathway, coupled to cyclic nucleotide second messenger; chemical synaptic transmission
Cellular component (GO): synapse; dendrite; plasma membrane
Molecular function (GO): G protein-coupled acetylcholine receptor activity; G protein-coupled serotonin receptor activity; histamine receptor activity
Source: RefSeq, a predicted model, not a curated record
AUGAUAAAUCUUUAUAUAAGGAACCAGACUGGAGUCAAUUUUUCUGUAACUAUUGACACUGUGAAUUUGGAAAGCAGGUUUUCCGAAGGUAUGCAGAUCUUUAUUAGUGUGGUGAUUUCCGUGCUUAUAUUUUUUAUGGUUUCUGGUAAUUUUCUUGUGAUGUUAGCAUUCAUUGUAGACAAGAGGCUCAGAACUCAGAGUAACUUCUUCCUACUGAAUCUGGCUAUUUGUGAUUUUUACAUUGGGGCUUUCUCCACACCUUUAUUUUUACCAUAUAUGCUCACUGGGAAGUGGAUGCCAGGAAGAACUGCCUGCAAACUCUGGUUAACAAUUGAUUAUACACUGUGUACGGCAUCAGCAUUUAAUGUUGUCCUUAUCAGCUAUGACAGGUUUCUUUCUGUAACCAAGGCAGUUCUAUAUCGCUCUCAACAAAACAGACACAGUCAGACUGUACUUAAAAUGGUCACUGUCUGGAUACUCUCAUUCAGUCUCUAUGGUCCAACCAUACUGUUUGGUGACAGAAUCUUUGAAGGCAAUAACUUCCCUGAUACUACAUGUCUUGUUAACUUUUUGAACAUCUGGUAUUUUCAUUUUGGAACCUCCAUUUUUGAUUUUGCUUUUCCUCUAAUCAGCAUUUCAUUUUUUAAUUUGAGUAUUUACUGGAAUAUAAAGAAGCGCAGCAAGAAGAAGAGACACUCUUGUAUUUCACAUUCUCUCAAAGAGAAUCAGAAAACUCUGUACAUUAUAGCAACUAACACAGUUCAUUUUGCUCCACAAUUACAACAGAACGAGGAAGUUCGAGUUCCUGUAAAGAAAAGAAUCAAAAGUAUUUUAAGACAAUAUUUUCUCUGUCAGAGAAAAUCCUCCUCUCCAACCAAUAGCAGACUGAGUACAAGAGAUAUUCAAAUCAUUGAGCUUUCUCGGGACAAGAAAAUUGCCAAAUCUCUUUUAAUUCUAGUUUGUGUUUAUGCUGCUUGUUGGGCUCCAUACACAUUUUUGAUAAUUAUAGGUAAAGCCUGUAAUGGAUAUUGUAUAGAAUCGUACUGGUAUGACAUCACAAUCUGGCUGUUAUAUUCAAAUUCUGCGAUUAAUCCUAUCCUCUAUCCUUUAUGUCAUAAAAGUUUUAGAAAUGCUUUCACCAUGAUGUUCCAAAUGUACCUAAAACACGUAAUUAGAAAAUAG